CAAACCGAACAGCUGAUCGUAGGCAGUCCGAAUAGAACGAAGAUAUAGUCGUUCCUUCUUUAUUCGAACUGAACGACAUUGGACGAACGUCCGACCAAGAUUUUGACCGGUGCCCUUUGCUGUGAUGGCCUCAGCCGGCCCUAGCCAGCCAUACGACUAUACAGAGGGCGCGUCGGCCAUCGACAUUAACGAUGCCGUCGCCCGUGCACGGCGCGAUUCAUCAUACGGUGGGGACAAUGGUCAAGGCGCCAUGUUUGAUGGACCAGGACAGGAAUCUAUACCCACCAGCAUGUCGAGGAUGUCGUAUACCGAGCAUGGAAUGUCAGGGAGACGAAGAAGCAGGGAGUGGUCCAGGAGCAGCAGGAAGAGCGAGGACUCUGUAGGACGUACUAGUCGGAGAAUGAGCGCAGACGGUGAGGUUUCGCAGGCAACGGAGGCGACGAGGACCGAGAGCGAAGACGAGGCAGAAGAGGACGAUGAAGGUCCAAGCCACAGAGGGCGUAGACGCAGGGGAUCUUUAUCACCUACUCACAACCGGUCCUCGGUAUUCGAGAACAUUGCUAACUUGUUCAGCCGUGGUGUAGGGGAGCGCAGACCUUCGCUUUCGCGACGUUCAUCCGCGUCCUCGACUCGAAAAUCACGACGGAGGCCCUCAGACGCAGGGUCAGAAUAUGCCCUUGCAGGUGGAGAGGAAGUGAACGAGCGGUGGGGAUACUCGUCCGGAGAGGAAGAUGACGAGACAGAGUCCAACGCGUCAAACCCUUUCCACAGCGAAAUAGAUUAUGGUUCAUACCCACCAUCUCCAAGUGCAGGUUCACAUCUCCCCAUUUUCUCCCCUGAUCCAAUUUUCGGCGACGAGGUUCGCAUAGACAUAGACAUACCUCAAGAGCCGCUAAACCCUCCGCCCCCUGGACCGCCAAGUAGGCAAACCAUAUACGUAGCAGAAGAGGACAAUACCUUCCGUUUCGUGGGCUAUGAAGUUAUCAUUUGGCGGCAGUGGCUCUGGCGAGUGUGCUGUGUUGCUACGUUGGGUCUUGUGGGUCUCUUGGGUCACUGGUUCCCGCGUAUAUGGCUGCGGUGCGUUGUACAAGAGAAGGCUUUCAGAGAUAUCAAGCAUGGUUGCGUUGUCGUCGAGUCUGCACACAGAGACAUUACGCUGUUCCCUGUCAAACGGCUAGCAUAUCCAUACGUGCGAUCAACGGUUUUUCCCGUCUCUCCUGCAGAGGUAGAUGGACGACCACUGCUGUCGUCACGACCGAAAACAAAUGGCGAUAACGGCGAGGGACAAGAAAUACUCGGGGACCUCCAUGUCGUCGAUUAUAGAUACUCGCGCUUUGCACUUGACGUCCAGACUGGAUUAUUCGGCAUGAUAAGGGACUGGCGUGAUCCAACAUGGACGGGUCUGCAGUCCAUCCAGAAUGGGCUGUCGCAGUUUGCCAGGCAUCAACGGCUAAUCCUAUUCGGACCGAAUAUUGUCGACAUCGAGGGCAAAUCGACGAUAUCGCUCCUGGUUGAUGAGAUUAUCCACCCAUUCUACGUCUUUCAAGUGGCCAGCAUCAUCCUUUGGUCAUUGGACGACUACUAUUACUAUGCGUUCUGCAUUGCGCUGAUUUCUACGCUGAGUGUGGUGACAACCCUCAUCGAUACUAAGAAGACUAUCAAGCGCAUGCGGGAGAUGUCUCGCUUCUCCUGUGACGUCAUGAUUUAUACAGACGGUGGCUGGGUUGAGCGUGAUUCUACUGACCUCGUACCAGGAGACAUAGUAAACCUCACUGAAUUACGGGCAUCUCUUUUCCCCGCAGACAUGCUCCUUCUCUCUGGCGACGCAAUUGUGAACGAAAGUAUGCUGACUGGCGAGAGUGUGCCCGUUUCGAAGAAUCCAGCCAAUGACGAUGAUAUUGCUCGUUGGCGGGAUCUCAAGGACGCCCAGGGUGAGCUCGCCAAGAGCUUUAUGCAUGCAGGGACCAGAGUGGUUCGAAUCCGUGGUGCUCUGGCAAAUGAUGGGACCACAGGACAACCUGCCCUCGGGUUGGUCGUUAGAACAGGGUUUAAUACCACCAAGGGCGCACUCGUUAGGUCCAUGUUGUUCCCGAAACCGAUUGGAUUCAAGUUUUACCGUGAUUCGAUUCGCUUCAUUGGUGUUCUGGCUUGUAUCGCCACUCUUGGCUUUUGUGUCAGCGCUGUGCAAUUUGUCCGACUUGGAAUUAAAUGGCCAGUUAUCUUGGUUCGUGCUCUCGACCUGAUAACGAUUGUGGUUCCACCCGCUCUUCCGGCGACCCUCUCGAUUGGGACGAAUUUUGCCAUCGGACGUCUUCGCAAACUUGGAAUCUUUUGCAUAUCGCCUACGCGUGUCAAUAUUGGUGGAAAAGUCAACGUAUGUUGCUUUGACAAAACGGGCACACUCACGGAGGAUGGAUUGGACAUCCUUGGCGUGCGCUCCCUCGACCGCAACGUACACCGUUUUGGUGAGCUCAUCGACAACGUUCACGAUCUACCUUCCAUCCACGACCGCACGAGCUUCCUCCACGCACUUGCGACAUGCCAUUCUUUGAAGAUGGUAGAUGGAAACAUUAUUGGCGAUCCACUGGACGUCAAGAUGUUCGAGUUCACCAAGUGGACUCUUGAGGAGGGACUGGUCGCAGGAACUGGCAUUAUCAAAGGAAGAAGUGGCAGCGAACGGCCAGCUGCGCUUGUACAGACCGUUGUGCGACCGCCUGGGAGUGCUCAGUUCCGCUUGGAAGAUGCUCUUAAGACGGGGGCGAAGCAUGCUCAUUUCCUUGAACUCGGUGUGAUCCGCACCUUCGAGUUCGUCUCAAGUCUGCGGCGGAUGAGUGUUGUGGUCAAGCGGCUCAGGAGUACUAGUAUGGAGAUUUACGUUAAAGGGGCUCCAGAGGUCAUGGUGGAUAUUUGCGAGAAGGAUUCUUUUCCACAGGAUUAUGACGACCUGCUCUCAUACUAUACAAGGCGUGGGUACCGUGUUAUUGCGAUGGCGGGCAAAAGUAUCGAAGGUUUAUCAUGGCUCAAGGCUCAAAAGAUGAAGCGGGAGCAAGCGGAGUCAAAUCUUCGUUUCCUCGGACUAAUUAUCUUUGAGAAUAAGUUGAAGCCGGGGACGACUUCUGCUAUCCAGACACUCCGGGCAGCUCAUCUGGCAUGUCGGAUGAUUACCGGAGACAACCCGUUGACUGCUGUUAGCGUCGCACGAGAGUGCAGUUUGGUAAGCCAAGCUGCACAUGUCUUCGCUCCUGCAUUCAUCCACGGAAAUGCUACUACGCCCAUGUCGAAACUGGAGUGGUCCUGCAUGGAUGACCUCUCUUGGAAACUGGACGACUACAGCCUCAAACCAUUACCUCCACCUCCACACCUUACUGUAGCAGAACAUGAGGUUGAGUACCAGGAUUGUGCGUUGGUUGUGACAGGUGACGUAUUCAGAUGGAUGGUCAAUCAUGGUCCUCUUGAGACUGUGCAGCGGAUGCUUGUCAAGACCCAGAUCUUUGCUCGAAUGUCGCCCGAUGAGAAAAAUGAGGUUGUCGAAAGGCUGCAGACCCUGGGUUACACCGUGCUGAUGUGUGGAGACGGCGCGAAUGAUUGUGCAGCACUCAAGGCCGCAGACGUUGGUAUUUCGUUGUCCGAGGCGGAGGCGUCUGUUGCGGCCCCCUUCACCAGCAGGACGCCCGAUAUCAGUUGUGUCAUCGAGGUCAUCAAAGAGGGAAGGGCUGCGUUGGUCACCAGCUUUUCGUGUUUCAAAUACAUGGCGCUGUACUCGAUGAUCCAGUUCACGACGGUCACUCUGCUGUAUUCUUUCGCGUCGUCCUUAGGAGAUUUCCAGUUCCUGUAUAUCGACCUGUUUAUUAUCAUUCCGAUUGCCGUUUCAAUGGGAAGGACUCUCCCGUAUCCGCGGAUAUAUCCCAAGCGUCCCACAGCUAGCCUGGUAUCAAAGAAGGUCCUAGCCAGUCUGUUUGGACAGAUAAUAAUCACAAGCAGUGUUCAAUCAUGGACGUUCUUCUGGGUCAGGCGACAGGAUUGGUACCUUCCACCUGAUGCAGACCCUUAUGGCCAUGGCGCCCAUCUCAAAGCCACCAACUUUGAGAACUCGACACUCUUUUUAGUAUCUUGUUUCCAGUAUAUUCUUGUCGCAGCCGUGUUCAGCAUUGGUCCUCCUUACCGCAAGUCAAUGUGGACAAACGGGUGGUUGAUGGCAUCAGUCACUGGUUUGACGCUCCUGAAUUUGCUGGUGCUGUUACAGCCUCCGAAGCCCAUUAGGCUGAUCCUCGAGCUGAUGCCACUCCCGUUCGCUGGCAGAGCCUGGCUGGCGGUAUUUGCGCUCGCCAAUGUGCUUGUUUCACUUGCUUUCGAGCAAUGGGCCACCCAAUUCAUCUCACAGGUGAUUGGCGUUUUGAUGAACCUGGACUUGGAGAAGAGAAGAUACCGCGAGGGGAAGGCGUACAAGGCUGUGGAAGGUGGAAUGCAACGCUGAUUAGUAUAGACGGCUGGGAGACAUAUAUAUUAUGAUGCUAGCCUAUGCUGUUGUCAAUGAAACGGGCACUGCAACUUA
Molecule: messenger RNA, 4552 nt
Organism: Suillus paluster
Lineage: Eukaryota; Fungi; Basidiomycota; Agaricomycetes; Boletales; Suillaceae
Exons: 18
Coding region: 125-4474 (1449 amino acids)
Biological process (GO): intracellular calcium ion homeostasis
Cellular component (GO): membrane
Molecular function (GO): ATP hydrolysis activity; ATPase-coupled monoatomic cation transmembrane transporter activity; ATP binding
Source: RefSeq, a predicted model, not a curated record